This is a messenger RNA of Dendronephthya gigantea, 3995 nucleotides long. Its product is annotated as fibrillin-1-like. The transcript is spliced from 30 exons. NCBI's taxonomy places the organism in Eukaryota, Metazoa, Cnidaria, Anthozoa, Malacalcyonacea, Nephtheidae. Gene Ontology annotation, molecular function: calcium ion binding. The record is from RefSeq and is a predicted model, not a curated record. Bases 108 to 3518 code for a protein of 1136 amino acids.
AUACGAAGAUCGCUAUCGUGAAACUUUGCAUGUUUGCAUGUUAGACACAGUAAUAUAGUAUUUUAUUUAAGAUUGGAGGAUUUUGGUUACUUGGACAAUAUUUCACGAUGUACUCUUCAAGACAAUCAGUCAGGCUAAACAUACCGAUUUUAAUCGCGUUGUUUGUCAUUAUGGCAAACGGGAUCAAUGUUCAAGCAGAUGCUAGCAAAUGCAACAACAACAAUACCUGUCACGAAGACGCCACUUGUAAAAACACAACUGGGAGUCUUGUUUGCACAUGCAACCCGGGUUAUAGCGGAAAUGGGAUACAUUGUGAUGAUAUCAACGAAUGCGAUGCCAGCCCUUGCCAUUUUGACGCCGAUUGUCAAAACACGAACGGAAGUUAUAACUGUACAUGUAAACUUGGAUACAACGGAAAUGGAAAAUUUUGCAGUGACCAAAUCGUUUGUGAACCGACUGUUAAGUGCCAUAUUUAUGCAACGUGUGCUAAUUCUGGUGGUAAGGACGUCUGUGUAUGUUCAGCAGGAUACUCUGGAAAUGGAACUUACUGUGAAGAUAUCAACGAAUGCCAUAUCCACCAUAAUUGUCAUGUUGACGCCAUUUGCCGAAACACAAACGGGAGUUUCAACUGUACUUGUAAACAUGGAUACGAAGGAGACGGAAUACUUUGCACUGAAACCAACAAAUGCAAUAUUUCGUGUCAUUUGAACGCGUCAUGUACAAAUACAACCGGGAGUUAUAAUUGCACUUGUAACUCUGGAUUUAGCGGAAAUGGAACACAAUGUUAUGAUAAGGACGAGUGUGAGAUCAAGGAUUCGUGCGAUGAAUACGCUCUUUGUAAUAAUACAGUUGGUUCUUUUAUAUGUGCUUGUAAGUCUGGAUUUUCCGGUGAUGGUCGCAAUUGUACAGACAUGGACGAAUGUAUAAUUGAGGAUCCUUGUGAUGUAAAUGCUAUGUGUAAUAAUACAGUUGGAUCUUUUAAAUGCGAAUGCAAUUCUGGAUAUUUCGGUGAUGGCUUGUCUUGUGCAGAAACCAACAAAUGCAAUAUUUCGUGUCAUUUAAACGCGUCAUGUACAAAUACAACUGGGAGUUAUAGUUGCACUUGUAACUCUGGAUUUAGCGGAAAUGAAACAGAAUGUUAUGAUAAGGACGAGUGUGAGAUCAAGAAUUCGUGCGAUGAAUACGCUCUUUGUAGUAAUACAGUUGGGUCUUUUAUAUGUGCUUGUAAGUCUGGAUUUUCCGGUGAUGGUCACAAUUGUACAGACAUGGACGAAUGUAUAAUUGAGGAUCCUUGUGAUGUAAAUGCUAUGUGUAAUAAUACAGUCGGAUCUUUUAAAUGUGAAUGCAAUUCUGGAUAUUUCGGUGAUGGCUUGUUUUGUGCAGAAACCAACAAAUGCAAUACUUCGUGUCAUUUGAACGCGUCAUGUACAAAUACAACCGGGAGUUAUAAUUGCACUUGUAACUCUGGAUUUAGCGGAAAUGGAACAGAAUGUUAUGAUAAAGACGAGUGUGAGAUCAAGGAUUACUGCGAUGAAUACGCUCUUUGCAAUAAUACUGUUGGGUCUUUUAUAUGUGCUUGUAAGUCUGGAUUUUCCGGUGACGGUCGCAAUUGUACAGACAAGGAUGAAUGUUAUACGGACAAGCCUUGUGAUGUAAACGCAGUUUGUAACAAUACAGUUGGAUCUUUUGCAUGUGUCUGCAAUUCCGGAUUCUCCGGUGAUGGUCGUAAUUGUGCAGACAAGGACGAAUGUAUAAUUGAGGAUCCUUGUGAUGUAAAUGCUAUGUGUAAUAAUACAGUCGGAUCUUUUAAAUGUGAAUGCAAUUCUGGAUAUUUCGGUGAUGGCUUGUCUUGUGCAGAGGUAAAGUCAUAUGUUGGUAGUUUAUCAAUCAAAAACCUUCAAUACCGUUCAAUCUACAACAACGUACAGAGUCACGAGUACAUGGAAUUACGCGACAAUUUUACAAAUGCUAUUAAAGAACUGUAUAAGAAUACUUCGUAUGGCAGCUUUCUGAUUGAUGUUAUUAUAAAACAAAUAUACAACGGAUCCAUUCGGGUAGAUUAUGAAGUGAUAUUUGACUCCGGCGCUACAAACAUCACAGCACAGUCACUCAACACAGAACUGGAGGGAUUAGUAAACGACGCCAACGGUACCAUUGGAAAUGGUUUCGUUCUUCAGCAAGUGAAUAACGGACGUCUGAUCGUGGUCGAAGAUAAAGACGAGUGCAAGAUGGAAAAACCUUGCGAUGUCAAUGCUGUUUGCAACAACACGGAUGGAUCGUUUGUAUGUAGUUGUAACUCGGGAUAUUCUGGCAGUGGAUUCACAUGCACAGAUGAGGACGAGUGUGCGGUCAAGGAUUCGUGCGAUGAAUACGCUCUUUGUAAUAAUACAGUUGGGUCUUUUAUAUGCGCUUGUAAGUCUGGAUUUUCCGGUGAUGGUCGCAAUUGUACAGACAACGAUGAAUGUUAUACGGACAAACCUUGUGAUGUAAACGCAGUCUGUAACAAUACAGUUGGAUCUUUUGCAUGUGUUUGCAAUUCCGGAUUCUCCAGUGAUGGUCUUAAUUGUACAGACAUGGACGAAUGUAUAAUUGAGGAUCCUUGUGAUGUAAAUGCUAUGUGUAAUAAUACAGUCGGAUCUUUUAAAUGUGAAUGCAAUUCUGGAUUUUUCGGUAAUGGCUUCGCUUGUGCAGUGGUGAAAACUUACAUUGGUCGCUUUUCAAUUAAAAGUCUUCAAUACCGCCAUAUCUACAGCAACACGAGCAGUUCCGAGUACAUUGAAUUACGCUAUAAUUUGACAAAUGCUCUAAAGGAGUUGUAUAAAAAAACCGCUUAUGGUGCAUACGUGGUUGAUGUUGUUAUUAACAAGAUUUCCAAUGGAUCAGUAAUUGUAGACUACACAGUGACAUUAAACUCUGCAUCAAAUGUCACAGCAGAGUUGCUCAAUACAGAAUUAGCACGAGUAAUUAACAUCACUAACGGUACCAUUGGGAAAGAUCUUGUUCUUGGAUAUAUUCAAAGUGGACGUCUGUUUGUCCUUGAAGAUAAGGACGAGUGUGCAAUCGAGGAUCCUUGUGGUCUGAAUGCAGUUUGUAAUAACAUUGAUGGAUCUUUUACAUGUGUUUGUAAUUCUGGAUUCUCUGGAGAUGGUUUGACUUGUACAGAUAUCGACGAAUGCACCAGUGGACCUUGUGAGAAAAACACCACUUGUACAAACACACCUGGCUCAUUCAAUUGCACAUGUCAAAAUACUGCAUGUCUUCCCAAAGAAGAUGAUGACGAUGACGAUGAUGACCUGAGUGCUGGUAUAAUUGCUUUGAUUGUUGUUAUUCCCAUCGUAUUUGUCAUAUUGGUAAUUGUACUGGUCAUUUGUCAGCGACGAAUAGAACAGCGAGACAUGGCCGUAAUAAAUCACGGUGACUCCGGAAUUGCCUUGCAGAGAAUGAAACGUACAAAUGACGAGUUCGAAAACCACGGGUACAAACAUGACGACGAUAUGGCAGGGAUAGGAAAAGUCUGAGGUUAAUUCUGUCAACAUUCUAUUCUGCAUUAUUCUUAGGGCAGAAAGUUUCGAUUUUAUAGUGUUAUUAUACAAAUGAUAGAUUUUUAGGUUACUAAAUAAUUAUAGGGCAUUACAUUUUAUUAAAACCCAUUUUUGCCAUUUGACGUGUCCUGUAAACCGGAUUUUAUCCUGGGUACUUUCAGUUGCACGAAUCUGAGCGAAAAAUUGCUGAUUGUUUUAUUAUUAGUCGAGUCGGGGGGGGGGGAAUAGUCAUUUCCUACGGAAUAAAAUGACGCAAUUAGCCUUUCUUGUGGUGACGAUGAUGAAUCUGCCUUCAUUUUAAGCCCGUUUUGCACCAGGCGAAUUUAUUCGCGCGAACAGAUAACGCAAACCAACUCACAUCACCUGAUUUCAGAUAUCGUUUCGCGUCGUGCAAAUAAACUCGCCUAUAUAGCAGAAAACUGGCUUUAUAGGAGUAACUAGCGAUUAUUUUAC